GGGCGGGCGGCGUCGGGGUCGCGGCGCCUGCAGCUGCUCGGGGGCGGUUUCUCGGCGGAGGCGCGGCCGGCUCCUCUCUCCCGGCUCCGCGGCGGCUGCUAAGGCAGCGGCUUCUGCCCUCUCGCGUCUCCGGCUGCAGAAAGAAGCUUCCGGUUCUGAGGUCCCGGAGGUGCCACUUCCCUCUCGGUUGAAGCAAAGACGGGGGCAGACCUCCUAGUAGGUGAAAGGAAAGCAAGCCAAGAUGGAUAUUUAUGACACUCAAACCUUGGGGGUUGUGGUCUUUGGCGGAUUCAUGGUUGUUUCUGCCAUUGGCAUCUUCCUGGUGUCGACCUUCUCCAUGAAGGAAACGUCAUAUGAAGAAGCCCUAGCCAACCAGCGCAAGGAGAUGGCAAAAACUAACCACCAGAAAGUAGAGAAGAAAAAGAAGGAGAAAACAGUGGAGAAGAAAGGAAAGACCAAGAAAAAGGAAGAGAAACCUAAUGGGAAGAUACCUGAUCACGAUCUGGCCCCCAACGUGACUGUCCUCCUCCGAGAACCAGUGCGGGCUCCUGCUGUGGCUGUGGCUCCAACCCCAGUCCAGCCCCCCAUUACUGUUGCUCCUGUCGCCACGGUUCCAGCCAUGCCCCAGGAGAAGCUGGCCUCCUCCCCCAAGGACAAAAAGAAGAAGGAGAAAAAAGUGGCAAAAGUAGAACCAGCUGUCAGUUCUGUAGUGAAUUCCAUCCAGGUUCUUGCUUCAAAGACUGCCAUCUUGGAAACUGCACCCAAGGAGGUGCCGAUGGUGGUGGUGCCCCCAGUGGGCGCCAGGGGCAACACACCAGCCACUGGCACUGCUCAGGGCAAAAAGGGGGAAGGGGCUCAGAACCAAAGCAAAAAGGCGGAAGGAGCCCCAAACCAGGGCAGAAAGGCAGAAGGAACCCCAAACCAAGGGAAAAAGGCAGAGGGAACCCCAAACCAGGGCAAGAAGGCAGAAGGAACCCCAAACCAAGGCAAAAAGGCAGAGGGGGCCCAGAAUCAGGGUAAAAAGGUAGAUAUGACCCCAAACCAGGGGAAAAAGGCGGAGGGGUCCCCAACCCAGGGCAAGAAGGCAGAGGGGGCUCAGAACCAGGGCAAAAGGGCAGAGGGGGCCCAGAAUCAGGGCAGAAAGGCUGAGGGGGCCCAGAACCAGGGUAAGAAGGCCGAGAGUGCCCAGAAUCAGGGCAAAAAGGCAGAGGGAGCCCAGAACCAGGGCAAAAAGGCUGAGGGGGCCCAGAACCAGGGCAAGAAAGCAGAAGGGGCCCAGAACCAGGGCAAGAAGGCAGAGGGGGCCCAGAACCAGGGCAAAAAAGCAGAGGGGGCCCAGAAUCAGAGCAAAAAGGCAGAGGGAGCCCAGAACCAGGGCAAAAAAGCAGAGGGGGCCCAGAAUCAGGGCAAGAAGGCUGAGGGUGCCCAGAAUCAGGGCAAGAAGGCUGAGGGGAGCCAGAACCAGGGCAAAAAGACUGAGGAGGCCCAGAACCAGGGCAAGAAAGCAGAGGGGGCCCAGAACCAGGGCAAGAAGAACGAGGGGGCCCAGAACCAGGGCAAGAAGAAUGAGGGGGCCCAGAACCAGGGCAAGAAGAACGAGGGGGCCCAGAACCAGGGCAAGAAAGCAGAGGGGGCUCAGAACCAGGGCAAGAAGAACGAGGGGGCCCAGAACCAGGGCAAGAAAGCAGAGGGGGCCCAGAACCAGGGCAAAAAGACUGAGGGGGCCCAGAACCAGGGCAAGAAAGCAGAAGGGGCCCAGAAUCAGGGCAAAAAGGCUGAGGGGGCCCAGAACCAGGGCAAAAAAGCAGAGGGGGCUCAGAACCAGGGCAAAAAAGUAGAAGGGGCCCAGAACCAGGGCAAGAAGGCCGAGGGGGCCCAGAACCAGGGCAAGAAGGCCGAGGGGGGCCAGAACCAGGGCAAGAAGGCCGACGGGGGCCAGAACCAGGGCAAGAAGGCCGAGGGGGGCCAGAACCAGGGCAAGAAGGCCGAGGGGGGCCAGAACCAGGGCAAGAAGGCCGAGGGGGGCCAGAACCAGGGCAAGAAGGCCGAGGGGGGUCAGAACCAGGGCAAGAAGGUUGAGGGGGCCCAGAACCAGGGUAAGAAGGCAGAGGGCACCCAGAACCAGGGUAAGAAGGCAGAGGGGGCCCAGAACCAGGGCCAAAAAGGAGAGGGAGGCCAGAAUCAGGGUAAAAAGACAGAAGGGGCUCAGGGCAAAAAGGCAGAGGGGAGUCCCAACCAGGGCAAAAAGGCAGAUUCGGUUGCUAAUCAGGGCAAAAAGGCAGAGGGAAAAAAAGCAGAAGGGUCCCCUAGUCAAGGCAAAAAGGCAGAAGGGUCCCCCAAUCAGGGCAAAAAGGCAGAUGCAGCUGCCAGUCAGGGUAAAACGACAGAGGCAGCUCCUGUCCAGGGCAGAAAUGCAGAUGUGGCUCAGAGUCCAGAGGCACCAAAGCAAGAGGCUCCUGCCAAGAAGAAGUCUGGUUCGAAGAAAAAAGGGCCCCCAGAUGCCGACGGCCCUCUCUACCUCCCCUACAAGACGCUGGUCUCCACAGUUGGGAGCAUGGUGUUCAACGAGGGCGAGGCCCAGCGGCUCAUCGAGAUCCUGUCUGAGAAGGCUGGCAUCAUUCAGGACACCUGGCACAAGGCCACUCAGAAGGGUGACCCUGUGGCGAUUCUGAAACGCCAGCUGGAAGAGAAGGAAAAGCUGCUGGCCACAGAGCAGGAAGACGCGGCAGUCGCCAAGAGCAAACUGAGAGAGCUCAACAAGGAGAUGGCAGCGGAAAAGGCCAAAGCGGCAGCUGGGGAGGCCAAGGUGAAAAAGCAGCUGGUGGCCCGGGAGCAGGAGAUCACGGCCGUGCAGGCGCGGAUGCAGGCCAGCUACCGGGAGCACGUGAAGGAGGUGCAGCAGCUGCAGGGCAAGAUCCGGACUCUUCAGGAGCAGCUGGAGAAUGGCCCCAACACGCAGCUGGCCCGCCUGCAGCAGGAGAACUCCAUCCUUCGGGAUGCCUUGAACCAGGCCACGAGCCAGGUGGAGAGCAAGCAGAACGCGGAGCUGGCCAAGCUCCGGCAGGAGCUCAGCAAGGCCAGCAAAGAGCUGGCGGAGAAGUCGGAGGCUGCACGGCAAGAUGAGCAGCAGCGGAAAGCUCUGGAAGCCAAGGCAGCUGCCAUCGAAAAGCAGGUCCUGCAGCUGCAGGCAUCCCACAGGGAGAGCGAGGAGGCCCUGCAGAAGCGCCUGGACGAGGUCAGCUGGGAGCUGUGCCGCGCGCAGGACAGCCAUGCCAGCCUCCGGGCGGACGCUGAGAAGGCCCAGGAGCAGCAGCAGCAGAUGGCCGAGCUGCACAGCAAGUUACAGUCCUCCGAGGCGGAGGUGCGCAGCAAAUGCGAGGAGCUGAAUGGCCUCCACGGGCAGCUCCAGGAGGCCAGGACGGAGAACUCCCAGCUCACAGAGAGAAUUCGGUCCAUCGAGGCCCUGCUGGAGGCGGGCCAGACGCGGGACGCCCAGGACACCCAGGCCAGCCAGGUGGAGACUGACCAGCAGCAGACCCGCCUGAAGGAGCUGGAGUCCCAGGUGUCGGGUCUGGAGAAGGAGGCCAUUGAGCUCAGGGAGGCUGUCGAGCAGCAGAAAGUGAAGAACAAUGACCUCCGGGAGAAGAACUGGAAGGCCAUGGAGGCGCUGGCGACGGCCGAGCAGGCCUGCAAGGAGAAGCUGCACUCCCUGACCCAGGCCAAGGAGGAAUCAGAGAAGCAGCUCCGCCUGACUGAGGUGCAGACCAGGGAGGCCCUGCUGGCUCUGCUUCCAGAACUCUCCAUCUUGGCACAACAGAAUUACACCGAGUGGCUGCAGGAGCUCAAAGAGAAAGGCCCCACGCUGCUGAAGCAGCCGCCAGCUCCCAUGGAGCCCUCCUCAGACCUGGCCUCCAAGUUGAGGGAGGCUGAGGAGACGCAGAGCACGCUACAGGCUGAGUGUGACCAGUAUCGCAGCAUCCUGGCGGAGACGGAGGGCAUGCUCAGAGACCUGCAGAAGAGUGUGGAGGAGGAGGAGCAGGUGUGGAGGGCCAAGGUGGGCGCCGCGGAGGAGGAGCUCCAGAAGUCACGGGCCACAGUGAAACAUCUCGAAGAGAUCAUAGAGAAGCUAAAAGGAGAACUUGAAAGUUCAGACCAGGUGAGGGAGCACACCUCGCAUUUGGAGGCGGAGCUGGAAAAGCACAUGGCAGCUGCCAGUGCUGAGUGCCAGAACUACGCCAAGGAGGUGGCGGGGUUGAGGCAGCUUCUCCUGGAGUCUCAAUCUCAGCUGGAUGCAGCCAAGAGUGAAGCCCAGAAACAGAGCGAUGAGCUUGCCCUGGUCAGGCAGCAGUUGAGUGAAAUGAAGAGCCAUGUAGAGGAUGGUGACAUAGCUGGGGCACCAGCUUCCUCCCCGGAGGCAUCCCCAGCCGAGCAGGACACCGUUCAGGUUAGGGUGCUGAAGAUGCAGCUGGAGCGGACAGAAGCCAUCCUGGAGGAUGAGCAGACACAGCGACAGAAGCUCACAGCCGAGUUUGAGGAGGCUCAGACCUCAGCAUGUCGGUUACAAGAAGAGUUGGAGAAGCUCCGCACAGCCGGCCCCCUGGAAUCUUCAGAAACAGAGGAGGCCUCACAGCAUCAGGAGAGACUAGAAAAAGAGAAAAAGUUAACUAGUGACCUGGGGCGUGCCGCCGCCAAACUGCAGGAGCUUCUGAAGAUGACCCAGGAGCAGCUGGCAAGAGAGAAGGACACCGUGAAGACGCUGCAGGAACAGCUGGAAAAGACAGAGGGCGGCAGCAGCUCAAAGGAGGGCACCUCUGUCUGAGUCUCCUCUGUGGAAAAAGAAGUUACUGUUCAACUUACCAAAAUGCCUUACACAUUCCUUACACAUCGACCAACAACCUACAGCGUCAUCCAGGCCCAACUUCCGGUAGCUCCGCGAGAAGCCAUUAGAGACGAGAGUCUCUUAGAACCACAGAAGUAGACCUUCCAGAGCCCCAGUUUGUAAACGAACCUGUGUCACAUUUGAUAAACACUAUCCCGGGCAUGGCCCCGGGCCACCGCUGAGUGACGCCAAAGCCCUCGCUGACUCUGACAGCCCGGGGGUGUGUGGGAGGCCGGGCGCUCUGGGGUCUGUUAGUGCAAUUGUUUUGUCUGUUUUCAGUGGGGCGGGAGGCAGGGAGACUGGGCAGUGAGUUCUCGAAGGCUGUGGGGCCGACCGGAGGCCGCAGCCCCUCACCCCUAGACAUUGCCAACCAGAACUGAUGUGCAGCCUCCUGGGUGUUGAUGCCAUUAAAACCAACGUUGGUGCCCGGUG
This is a messenger RNA of Callithrix jacchus (white-tufted-ear marmoset), 5311 nucleotides long. It is a transcript of the gene RRBP1, whose product is annotated as ribosome binding protein 1. Gene Ontology annotation, cellular component: endoplasmic reticulum membrane. Gene Ontology annotation, biological process: protein transport. NCBI's taxonomy places the organism in Eukaryota, Metazoa, Chordata, Mammalia, Primates, Cebidae. The record is from RefSeq and is a predicted model, not a curated record.